Cercospora beticola is the source of this 2215-nucleotide messenger RNA. RefSeq lists its product as uncharacterized. Gene Ontology annotation, cellular component: membrane. The record is from RefSeq and is a predicted model, not a curated record. Lineage: Eukaryota; Fungi; Ascomycota; Dothideomycetes; Mycosphaerellales; Mycosphaerellaceae. Gene Ontology annotation, molecular function: transmembrane transporter activity. Gene Ontology annotation, biological process: transmembrane transport.
UGCGGACCACCUCAACCGGCAUCGUUCCGCGCUUUGGCAGAAUGUAUCGCUAAUCGUAUGUUAGCUCGCCACAGAUGUGCCGACACGCUAUAUACCGCCUUCGAAAGAAUGGACCCUUACUAUUCGCAGACCGGUGCGUUCCAGUCUUCACCACCUCAAGAUGUCAACUGGAGAGCGCGACGAGGAGAAGCACGCAGCAACAUCACAUCGUGCUGCCGAUGGCGAAACUGGACCAAGCGACAAUGCCCAGACCUUGCACAAGAAGACCAUCGGCCGGCCAGCAUGCUUCAACAACACUUUCCAAGAAGUGCUGUUCGUGCUAGCGGCUACUAUGGCUAUUGGCAUGUCUUCGUUCUUCGCAGGCACGGUGACAGUCAUCUCUAGCUUCAUUGGCCGAGACCUGGACAUGUCGACUGCCGAGAUCACCUGGAUCUCCUCCGCGAGCUCUCUCAGCAGCGGUGCUUUCCUGCUCUUCUUCGGCAAGAUCGCUGACCUGUUUGGGCGCAAAUUGCUCUUUGUGGGCUCGCUCUUCCUAUUUUCGGUCGUGUGUCUGGGAGCCGGCUUCUCGCAAACAGCCAUCCAAGUCGAUGUCCUAUCAGGAGUUCUGGGCCUCUUCAGCGCUUCUGCUGUUCCGCCUGCUGUCGGACUGCUAGGUGUUGUCUAUGAACAGCCCAGUAAGAGGAAAAACUACGCGUUCGCAUGCUUCUCGGCUGGCAAUCCGCUGGGCUUCGUCGCGGGUACUAUCUUUGGCGGCAUUGCGACAAGCAUAUUCAACUGGAGAGCAUCUUUCUGGCUGCUUGCGAUCAUCUUCAUCGUCUUUACAGUCAUCGCAUGCUUCUGCGUGCCGAAGGACUUUACUGACAAGGAGGACCUGAGCUGGGAUACCGUCAAACGCUUCGAUCUUGUGGGCACGAUCCUAACCGUGGGAGGAAUUGGCAUGUUCUCUGCUGCGCUAUCACUGGGAGAUACGGCAGCAGAGGGCUGGAAGACCAACUAUGUGCUUGCCCUCCUGAUCGUAGGGCUGUUGCUCAUCAUCGGAUUCGUCUUCUGGGAGCUCUACUUUCCAUAUCCGCUGAUGCCCAUGACGAUCUGGAAGGACCGCAACUUCACUCUGGUUCUCAGCAUACUCAUGCUUGGUUUCGUGGCCUUCACACCUGCCGCCUUCUUCGUCGCAUUGUACUUCCAGACUGUAUGGAGAAUGGGCGCUCUGCAAGUUGCCGUGCACGUCCUGCCGAUGGCGAUUAAUGGCAUCAUUGUCAAUUGCUUCGCCGGGUGGGCACUGAACCGCAUUUCAAACAAGCUACUGAUGGGCAUCGGCGCUGCUGCUUACACCAUUGCUUGCCUUCUGUUCGCCAUGAACCGGAGCAGCGACUCGUAUUGGGCAUUUUGCUUCCCGGGACUUGUUCUCAUUGUCGUCGGAGCUGAUUUGGAGUUCAACGUCGCCAACAUGUAUGUCAUGUCCUCGAUGCCGCCAUCGCAGCAAAGUACCGCAGGAGGCAUUUUUCAAACUGUUACCAAGCUGUGCAUGACGAUUGGCUUGGGUAUUGCGACAGCUGUUUUCAAUGCGCAAAAGCGGGAGCCAACCAUGUCAACUUACUGGGACACUGAGACACAACCCUAUGCUGCGGUCUACUGGAUGGCGACCGCUGCCGCAGGAUUGAGUGUGUUCCUUGUGCCAUUCUUGACUAUUGGGACGCAGGGCAAUACGCAGAGCAAAGCAGAGGACAUACUGGAAGAGAGCGAGCCUGUGACGCCUGUGGCCGAAGCGACAAAGAGUGGCUGAGGCAUCGAAUCUGAUGAACGAAAGGCAGAAAGACAUCACUCAUCAGAAGUUCCAUGAUGCAGCAGUUCGACACGCGUCCCACGGCGACUUGCGCCGGUGCGUACACAGGCCAGAACUAGCGUACGAGGUAUACGAGACUCGCAGCCUAGCAUCGCCAAGAAGAGGAUCGGAAUGCUGACGCAGCAAUGGCUGCAUGUGUACAACAUAGGCGCUGGAGGCACAGCAUACCACAAGAGGCCUGGGCAACAGCAUUGGAACAAUGGUAAAAACAUCAACACUAUUGUUGUUGUGGUUUCACAGUUCGCAGUCCAAAUAGGCUCACCAAGGUUCGAUCAACACGAUGGUGGUCCUUGUCCUUGUCCGUAAGACGGCAGAAGCCGACGAGCCUCAAUAGAACUUCAUCUGGUAAAUAGUGUCAGACAAGCUCUUCAU